Molecule: messenger RNA, 3155 nt
Organism: Lepisosteus oculatus (spotted gar)
Lineage: Eukaryota; Metazoa; Chordata; Actinopteri; Semionotiformes; Lepisosteidae
Source: RefSeq, a predicted model, not a curated record
GUGAGCUUUUGCAUGCAAAACUUUAAAACAAAACAAUUUUUCUUUUGCUCGAUAGUGUGAUUGGUAGAACCAGUAAUGCUGAAAAGAUAAAUUGGGCUGAUGCUCUUACCCAAAUCGGUUUGCAUUUGUACCUAAUAAUACAGCUGGGGAAUUUUACGGACGCAAACUGAGUGAAGUACCUUGAUCAGGGGUGCAACAGCAGUGUCUCACCUGGGACUUGAGCUACCCACAGGCUUCCAGUUACGAGUCCAGAGUCCUGCUCAUGCUCUACCCUGGUUUAAUGUACUAAGGCUUCAAAGACCUCUUAUUUCAAAGGAGAGGAAAAUGGUUCCAUGCGGUUCUGCCUGUGUGCUGCCCUGUGGAUGAUGCUGAGCAAUAAUUGGGAGUGACGGGGCAUGUGGGGCACUGUGGACGUGGCUUGAAAUUAAUUAGGAAGGUGAAUGAAGCUGGGAGGACACCAGCCAACGGGCUGGCAAUGGAGCAGAUCGCCCCUGCUGACAGAGGGCACAAGGCAAGCUGGAUGGCAUAAUGCAGAACAAGACAGGGAAGUGUGACAGAUGCAGAAAGAGUGGACCUGAAGAAUCGGAGAGGGCAGUUUUAGGCUGCGUUACCAGUCUUAAAAUCUUUUUGCCGUUUAUGACUUUUAGAGCAGCGAUGAUAAAAAUAUACAUGUCGGGCGCCCCCCAUGUCUCCAGAGCUGCUCAACCCCCUCCCCCCGUGAAGUGUUCAGGAUUUUUUUUUAAAUUCUGUUGUUAAUUUUUCUUCCCCCAUGAAAAUCCAGAGGGGUAUUUAAUUAACAAGAAAGCAAUAGCUAAGACAGUUUGAAGCUUGGUAGCAUUAACAAAAUCAAUAUUUUAUUCCAGUGGGCACUUCAAACAAAAGAAGUUGCCACUUAUCAGCUUGGUUGUAAUUUUGGAAGGUUCUGAUAUCACAAUAUACAGUGCUUCAUCAAGUCUUUAGAGAGAGGGGGGACUUCAUUUGAGCCUGAUGAAACUGCACUUUGAUUACAAAUGUAUAUUCUAGUGCCGGCAGUCCAGGGGUUAUUCUUGCAGACAAAGUACAUUUCUAAUAAUUUUGGACACAUUCUCAUUUCUCCAUCUCUGUCAGCUGUCAUGAUUUGCUGGGAGAUGUAGUUAAAGAGUUAACUGCGUGAACUCAAUUUCCAAGCGAUUCUGAGCAAUCGCACUUGCUUUUCCACAACGCUAUUUCUAUGUACAGAGAAACUAAUAAAAAACUAUUAUUAACUGGUCUUAAAAGGAAAGCUUGUAUUUCUGCUUUCCCCAAAACCAUUAUCAAAUCUGAUUUAAAAAAAGAAAGGUCAGCUACAUGCAAAAGUCCUGUCCAAGGCCUGUGACAAUUUCUCUCGCUGCCCGGGCCAAGCUGGCGCAUGUGCGCAAUGUUGAGAGUCCAGACACUGCCUGCCAGCCCCGCCACCCCUAUCCGUUUCUGCACUGAGCCCGCUAGACAGACCUGCAAAUCCAGAAAUACUUACCAGGUUCCGGGCUGCCCUGCCAGUCUGCAGCAGUGGGUAUUUUUGUAAAUGCAUUGUGGCAGGCAGGCAUGCCACCCCCCGCCAUCAAGUCAUGAACAGAAGGGAAAGUGAGAUAGCAUCGAAGUCACAGAGUGCUGAGGAAAGGGUGGUACUGCCAAGAACGGCCCCAGGAGCCUGCCUGGCUACUAAGAAUAGCAGGAUACCAGCUGAGCAGUCAGACACAAACAAGGCUCCUGGACUGCACUUGUUCACAGGCUCCACAGCGUCUUGCUGAACAUGCUUCUGAAAUGCCCAGAGGCCAGCUCUCGCCUGACUCUCAUGGUGAAGCCCUGGAGCUGCUCCUCACUGACCCAGGAUGUGUGAACCCAGCCCCACUCCGCCGUCUCUCCAGGCCAGCAGGGAUGUGAUGAUGGUUGGCGUGAAGUGCGAAGAGGAGGAGGGGGAAGUGGGCCGGGAGCCCCAGGGAGCCUCGCCGUGCGACUGGACCGCUCCUGCUCCCGCGACCCGCACCGAGAGCCAGGCGGGAACGCCCCGCAACGUGCGCACGCCCUCGGAGGGCUCACCAGGAGAGGAGAGGAUGCACAGACACAGCCCAUGUGGGCAGGACGGGCCACAGAGGGGACCGGACAGGCUGGAGUUUCACCGCAACAUCAGCGAGGUGAUGCCGACCAUUGAGAAGCUGCUGAGCACCGACUGGAGGGAGAAACUGCUGGGGAAGAGCUCAGCCAGCAGUGCAGAACUGAAAGGAACCCCCGAGAGCCUGGCGGAGAAGGAGCUCCAGCUGGUGGUGAUGAUAAACCAGCUGUCCAGCCUGAGGGAGCAGCUCCUGAGCGCGCACUCCGAGCAGCGGAACAUGGCAGCCCUGCUCUUCGAGAAGCAGCAGCAGCAGAUGGAGCUGGCCAGGCAGCAACAGGAACAGAUUGCAAAGCAGCAACAGCAGUUGAUUCAACAGCAGCACAAAAUAAACCUCCUCCAACAGCAAAUACAGCAGGUGAAUAUGCCUUACGUGAUGAUUCCCGCAUUCCAUCACAAUGCACAGCCACUUCCUGUGACCUCUGACCCUCAGAUGGGGUUGCCUAUUCAGCCCAUUCCCUGCAAGCCAGUAGACUAUCCCAUGCAACUACUCCCUAACACACACUCCACCCCUGUGAAGAGGUCCAGUGGACCAGUCCACCUGCAGGAAGCACCUCAGCCACUUAACCUGACUUCAAAGUCCAAGCCCCUGGAGCUGGGGAAGACCCCCAGCCCCCAGGCCCUGGAACUGCCCCCAGGAUACGGCUCCAGCCUGGACCGGCAGCACAGCCCCCGCAGGACAGCACUCUCCCUGGGGUUCCUGGGCGAGGGCGACGUGGUGACGCAGGCCAUCCACGACGCCCGGCAGCUGCUGCGGAGCCACGGCGACGGCGAGCGGGAGAGCUCCUCCAGGAAGGACUGGAGUCAAGGAGAAGGACCCAUGCAGGGAGAGAGGACAGAAGAAGGCCAAGCCCCAUCCCGGACCACUGAGGACCACCACAGCAGCGAUUCAGAGGGUAGGUAUCCCUGCAGAAAUGGGGGUGUUGCAGUGUUGCCAUUAUGCUGGGCAUUGUUACAUACAACUCCUGAACCAUUGUUCCUUGAUCCUCAUUUUCCCUUUAGGCUAAUAGUUUCUCAAUGAGUUAGCUUG